UUUAAUAAGUGUUUUUUUUAUGUAAAUCUCUUUAUCUAACCUUGUCCAUCUUUGAAGGACAAACAUGCCAUUGUCACUGAAGGUCUGUUUAGCUUGAUGCUACUUAGUCCAUCUCAUCUCUUUGAGAUAAAGACUGAAGACAUUGGUAAUAGAGCCCUGUAAUGCUUUCAGUAAUUACCCCAUCCUUUUUCUCUAAAGUUGAAUAAAAGUCACCCUGAUGACUCUGUACCCCUUAAAUUCCAUUACACAACAAUGGAGAAGGUGGGAUGCUUUAGAUAACUGCUAAGAGUGGACUAAUGCACCUGUUCCUCCAUCUGACUGAAAGCCAUUAUGUAAGGUAGCGUGAGUGUGUAAGGUAUCCUACUGCACCCGCACUGAUGCCCAUCACUCCUUAGAUCUGUCAGUAGACGCCAGACCUUAAAGGUUAAAAAUCAGCAAUGAUUUCUUCGAAUGAUGCUCACUGCCCGGCUUAGAUUUAAGCUGUUGUGUUUAAUCAGAACUAUUGUGUAUUGUGUAGGACAUAUAAAAGGUUGUACAGAAGAAAAGAUAUGUUAAAUGAAGAGAAAGUGGUAUUCCCUUGAGAGGCUGUUAAUUUAAAAGUCAAUGUCUGGCAAGGACAGAAAGCUUUUGUGUUGUGGUUCACAAUGCUAUCACCAAACGCUCUCACCAGACUGGCAGACAGCAGAAUAAAGGGAGAUUAAUGCCUGCCUGUAGGAAUAUAAAACGGUCCCUGUGGCAGCACAGGUGAUCUCCACCUGCACCCUGUGCUCUGACAGCACUGAUUAAGACUGCUUGAGAUCUUCACAAUGUGGUAGAACCCCAGCACGACUUUCCUCUAUGACCCAGCACUGUGUAUGAAAUGGCUUUUGUCGCUGCACUUCUUUUUCUUCUCCCUGCCUCAUGGGCUUGUGUUCCACAAAAAGCUGAUUAUGUCAUGAUUUCCUGUUUCCCAAAUGCCAUCAUUGCAAAUGUGCCCGAGUGCCCUUACGGGUGGGAAAUAGGACAGCUGUCUUUGGGUGGUGUGUGCUACACAGGCGUCAAUACUCCUGGCUUCUACCGCUUUACUAUUCCUGAUCUCACACCUAAGAAUCUCUCGUACUGUGCCACCAUGUCUGAGUAUGUUGGAGGCAAAGAUCCAAAGUACAUUUUCUACAACUCUAUAGUCUCCAAUGACUCGUCACUCACUGUGCGGAACCAGCCGGUGAACUACACAUUUAGCUGCACAUACAGGGCAGCUUACUUGGUCAAUAAUGCAGUCUUCAGUCAAAGAGUGGCAACGGUUUAUGUCAACAAUGGGAGUUUAGGUUCUUUUAAGUCUCAAUUGUCUAUGAACGUGUUCACAAACUCUAAGUUUCUGUAUGCUAAAGAUGCUCCAUAUGUGAUUGACACAUCAGAAAUUGGCUCGGAGGUCUUUAUCGGCAUCGAAGCGAAAGGACUGAGUAACAGAUUUAAGGUGGUUAUAACAAAUUGCUGGGCAACACCUACUCCUUAUUCAACAGACAAGAAGAGAUGGAGCUUAAUUCUCAAUAGCUGUUCAUCAGAUAACACGGUGACCAUAUUUGAGAACGCCAAAGACAGCCGCUCAAUGUUCAAGUUUAAUUCAUUCCGGUUUCAGCGACUAGAGAAAGUGUCCACUGUCUGGCUUCACUGCGAGGUUCAAGUGUGUGAUGGCGAAAAGCUCUACUGUCAGCCGACUCCAUGUACAUCAAAGAGUGCCAAAUCUGAACCAGAUCCACAUGGAGGUGUCUUGACAAUGGAGUUUCAAAUUAAAGCACAACAUUCUUCCAGUUAUACACAUCUUGCAGGAACAUUUCUGAGCAUGUUUUGUGUGUUUCUGCUUAAUGCAGUUUUACGUUAUACCAGUUUGUAAAAGAUGCUUAGUGUGGGUAGGUAUAAAAUGUGCCGACUGUUCAAAACACACUUACUCUCAUGCACACACACACACACACACACACACACACACACACACAGAACAGCCAUACAAGUGUCUCAGGGAGUGUAAGACACUUUCCUCCUAAACGCUUGCUUGCAUCUUGAAUUUUUUUCUUUUAUAUCAUGUGAAACAUUACAAUAAAAUCAAUAAGAGAUGUGAUAUCUUACUAAAACAAAGAAAAUACAUUCUGUUUUGGUUUGAUUAGAAAUAACCUGUAAAGACAUUUGUUUCUCAAGUAAAAUUAACAGUUUACUUUUCAUUUGUCACAAAGUAGUACUGGUUAUAAUCCAAAUACACAUUUAGAUAAGAAUAAAAGAUAAAAGAUAAAAAUAGAGGUAGUUCUCAAGACUGGUCUCUAGAUGUCAGGAACAGUCAGUGUGUAAGCACCAGGUAUUUUAUCUUCAUGGAUUUUCUGUGUUCUUCCUUUUUCUUUACUCUCCACAUCACUGCUGAUGUUUGGUUUAUAUGUCACCUGCAAUAAAUGUAUUAAAUACAAACAGUAAAUAU
Molecule: messenger RNA, 2440 nt
Organism: Pangasianodon hypophthalmus (striped catfish)
Lineage: Eukaryota; Metazoa; Chordata; Actinopteri; Siluriformes; Pangasiidae
Gene: tectb
Product: tectorin beta
Exons: 11
Coding region: 860-1870 (336 amino acids)
Cellular component (GO): cell surface
Source: RefSeq, a predicted model, not a curated record